Austrofundulus limnaeus is the source of this 7310-nucleotide messenger RNA. RefSeq names its product adenylate cyclase 3a (gene adcy3a). Lineage: Eukaryota; Metazoa; Chordata; Actinopteri; Cyprinodontiformes; Rivulidae. Gene Ontology annotation, biological process: intracellular signal transduction; adenylate cyclase-activating G protein-coupled receptor signaling pathway; cAMP biosynthetic process. The record is from RefSeq and is a predicted model, not a curated record. Gene Ontology annotation, molecular function: adenylate cyclase activity. Gene Ontology annotation, cellular component: plasma membrane.
UGUAGGUCUAUGCGAAAAACACCCAGGUUAAAAAAAGCUCAGCGGAGAGGCCGCGGGAUGACUAAAUGUGAUAGUUUCUCCGGUUCUUUGCGACACGGUUGUUGCUCGGGUUUGUGUCGGUGUAAAGGUAAACGUGAAGAGGAGGUUCUCCAUCAUUUUGAGGAGCAGGAGCAUCCCGAUGAGAAGAAAUCUGACGGUUCUAACGAGCAUGUGAAGUGGAACCAUGACAAGUCAACUUAAAAGAACCGGUCCAUCUCACAGGACCGAUGGAGGCAGACGGACUCGGACACAAAUGAUCACACUGUGGYUUCCAGAGGACCGUGUCCAUGAGGCUGGACUGGAAACAGGAAGUGGACAGUGUUUGGAUCACUUCAGGGACCUGUAGGCAUGCUCAGUUUGUGCCUCUGACACAGAACCCAGGGACAGUAUUGGACUGAGCGAACGGGCGCAGUGAUGUAACAACACAUCUCUCUCUGGUGAACGGGUCGUGACAAUCAGAACUCUGCUGUAGUUCUGGCCACACGAUGUGGGCUUCAAAGAGACCAACGAAGAAGGAAACGGGUGAAAGCCACUCUAACCUUUGAUCCACUCCUGCACAACGACACAGAACUUCUCUGUUUUUCAUUAAAAAAAAACAACUAAAGGUUGAGGCUCGGAGUCAUCAUCAUGCCACGGAACCAAGCUUUUUCAGAACCGGAGUUUUCUGCGGAGUAUUCUGCGGACUGCUCGGUGACGUUGCCCUCUGACCCGGGCCAGGCUGUGGGGCGGACACACGAGGUGACGGUGAGGAGCUCGGGGUGCUGCCUGUGCCUGCCGCGCUUCAUGCGCCUCACCUUUGCACCGGAGUCUUUAGAGAACCUGUACCAGACCUACUUCAGGCGGCAGAGACACGAAACCCUGCUGGUUCUGGUCGUGUUCGCGGCCCUGUUCGACAGCUAUGUCCUCAUCACCUGCGCGGUGGUCUACACCUCCGACAGGCUGGCCUCUGUUUUAGUGGCGUCAGUGGGACUCACGGGCGACAUUAUUCUCUACCUGCUGUGCCGCUUCGGGCUGCUUCCGGACCGGAUCACGCGGCGGGUGGUGCCCUACGCCCUCUGGGUGCUCAUAGCGGUCCAGAUUUUCUGCUACUUAGGUCUGAACUUCGCUCGCUUCCACCAGGCCAGCGACACGGUGGGCUGGCAGGCGUUUUUCAGCUUUUCUUUCUUUCUCACGCUGCCUUUGAGACUCACACCCAUUGUGCUCGUCACGGCCGUGUCCUGUGCGGUCCACACUCUGGUUCUGGGGGUCACCAUUGCACAACAGCAACAGCAGCAGCAGCAGGACAUCGAGGGGGCGGCGCUCACCCGACAGCUGUUGGCCAACCUUGUGAUCUACAUAUGUACCAUCACUGUGGGUGUCAUGUCCUACUACAUGGCUGACCGAAAGCAUCGAAAGGCUUUUCUGGAGGCAAGACAGUCACUGGAGGUUAAACUUAACCUGGAAGAGCAGAGCCAGCAACAGGAGCGUCUUCUGCUCUCCAUUCUUCCCAAACACAUUGCAGAUGAGAUGCUGAAGGACAUGAAGAAGGAGCCCAGUCAGAAGGAGAUGCAGCAGUUCAACACUAUGUACAUGUACAGGCAUGAAAAUGUCAGUAUUUUGUUUGCAGACAUUGUGGGCUUCACCCAGCUGUCGUCGUCCUGCAGCGCUCAGGAACUGGUCAAACUGCUCAAUGAGCUGUUCGCUCGCUUUGACAAGCUGGCUGCUAAAUAUCACCAGCUGAGGAUCAAGAUCUUGGGAGACUGCUACUAUUGUAUCUGUGGUCUUCCGAUCUACAGAGAGGACCAUGCUGCCUGCUCCAUUAUGAUGGGCCUGGCCAUGGUGGAAGCCAUCUCGUACGUUCGAGAGAAAACCCAGACUAAUGUGGACAUGAGAGUGGGCGUGCACAGUGGUACGGUCCUGGGUGGAGUUCUGGGCCAGAAAAGAUGGCAGUAUGAUGUCUGGUCCACAGACGUCACUGUGGCCAACAAAAUGGAAGCUGGAGGUAUUCCUGGUCGGGUCCACAUCUCGCAGAGUACCAUGGAGUGUCUUCACGGAGAGUUCGACAUGGAACCAGGGAACGGCGGAGACCGCUGUGACUACCUGAGAGAGAGGGGCAUCGAGACCUACCUGGUGAUUGUUCCUAAAGGAGCUGUGGGAAAGAAUGGCAUCAGUGGUGUGAAGCUGUCUGUCACCUCCUCUAAUGGAAACUCUCCACUUUUAAUCAACACGACGGAGUGUAACGGCAGUGUGAACACAGCCUGCARCACACCGGAGGAGCCGGAGGAGCUGGACACCAGGGUGGUGAAUCCGUCCUUCCCGAACCCUCGGAGAAGGCUGCGGCUGCGCGAUCUGGCCGAGAGGGUGAUCGAUGCUCAGGAGAAUGAGCAGGAGCUCAACAAGCUGCUGAACGAGGCUCUGCUGGAAAGAGAAACCGUUCAGGCUCUGAAAGGGAAACGGACCAACAAGCUGUCCCUGAGGUUUGUGGAUCCAGACAUGGAGACCCUGUUCUCCAAAGAGAAGGAGAAACAGAGCGGAGCUGCGUUCUGCUGCUCCUGUGUGGUUCUGCUCUUCACCGCAGUGAUGGAAGCUCUCAUAGAUCCACGGCUGAUUGCAAACUACAUCACUUUUGCGGUCGGAGAGGUUCUGCUGCUCAUCCUGACCAUCUGCUCUAUGGCUGCCAUCUUUCCCAGAGUUUUCCCCAAGAAGCUGGUUUCUUUCUCAAUGUGGAUCGACCACACUCGUUGGGCUCGGAACACCUGGGCCAUGGCAGCCAUUUUCAUCCUGACCAUGGCAGACCUCAUAGACAUGCUGAGUUGUCUGCCUGGAGUCCCYGAGUCAAACGGCCCCACACAGGCUCCCUCCUCUUCCUCGCGGUCCAGCCUCGAAGGUUGCCUGAACAACCCCAAGUAUUACAGCUACAUAGCGGUGUUAGCCCUCAUGGCCACCACCAUGCUGGUUCAAGUCAGUCACAUGGUGAAGCUCACGCUGAUGCUCCUCAUCACGGUGACGACCGGUAUCGUCAACAUCUACAGCUGGAGGGACAUCUUCGACCGCUACGACAAGGCCCGCUUCCAAGAUUACAGCGUGUUCAUGGUUCCUUCCAAGUUCACAAUGACAUGUAUGAUCUUCGUUAUGAUGGUCAGCUUCUAUUAUUUCUCCAGACAUGUGGAGAAACUUGCUCGAACCCUUUUCCUAUGGAAGAUUGAGGUCCAUGAGCAGAAGGAGAAGGUAAAUGAGAUGCGGCGCUGGAACGAAGCUCUGGUGACCAACAUGUUGCCUGAACACGUGGCUCGACACUUUCUGGGCUCCAAGAAAAGAGACGAGGAGCUGUACAGCCAGUCCUACGAUGAGAUUGGAGUCAUGUUUGCCUCGAUUCCCAACUUCUCCGACUUUUACACUGAAGAGAGCAUCAAUAACGGCGGCAUCGAGUGUUUACGCUUUCUGAACGAGAUCAUCUCAGACUUUGACAGCCUCCUGGAUGAGCCUCAGUUUCGCUGCAUCACCAAGAUCAAGACCAUCGGCAGCACCUACAUGGCUGCGUCAGGUGUGACUCCAGACAUCAACAACGACUACACCUGUAUGAAGGUCUGAAUAAAGGGGGGGUGUUAGCAGGAGUCAUCGGCGCACGGAAACCUCACUUUGACAUCUGGGGCAACACUGUGAAUGUAGCCAGUCGGAUGGAGUCCACAGGUGUGAUGGGAAACAUCCAGGUGGUGGAGGACUGCUACAACAUCUUGAAGGAGUACAACUUCCGCUUUGUGAGGCGGGGGCCCAUCUUUGUGAAGGGYAAAGGAGAGCUCCUCACUUAUUUUCUCAAAGGAAGAGACAAACAUGGCUCCUUUAUUAACGGCUCCUCGGUCACUCUGCCACACCAGGUGGUGGACAGUUAAAGAGUUCAGGUCCCAGCUACACUCUGAUGAAGGCAACAGGCAGAGGAGAGUUUAUCUGAAGACAGGUCGCUUGAACAAAAAUGGAAUUUAAAGGGUUUUCUAACAAAUAAAUUAGAAAGUGAGUAUUUCCCAAACCUUUAUCAGUUUGACAGUUUUUAUUCWGUAAACCUAUCGGUUAUUGUUGUAAACUGAUCUGAAAAAUUCUGAACAAGAUUUGUCAGAAACGUCAAAAAAAAGUUGACAAACACUAAAAAGGCAAAAAUGAGUGAAUACAACCCAGAAAUAAAGUUUUCUAAAACAGAUUUAAAAAGCACUUUCACAAAACACAAAGCUAACUCUCCACUGACGCACCUUUGAUCCACUGAGUGAGGCGCUAACAGAAUGCUAACAGAGUGCUAACAGAGUGCUAACAGCAGUAACACCUGAUAUAUGAAAAGUUCAGCAAGUAUUAAAGACAAACUGUCAGUUUAACCAGCAGACUGGGUUUAAAGGCCUAAACAGAUUGAUUACAGACGAGAUGGAUGAUGACACAGCUGCUGUAUUUAGUUAAAAAUUGAAAAAUGAAGUAAUAGUAGUAAUGUUUAAAAAUCAAUAUGAGGCAGUUGUUGCGCUUUAGCUGAGUUAAAGCUUGUUUUAUUUCUGAAUGAUAAAGAGUCUCAACUUAUAUAGUGUUUUACACUCCAUUCACACAGUGAUGGUGGUAAGCUACAUUGUAGCCACAGCUGCCCUGGGGCAGGCUGACAGAGGCGGGGCUGCCAUGCCAGUCAAGUUGGGUUAAGUGUCUUGUCCGAGGGCAUAAUGAAACAGACGGCUGGAUGGAACGGGAUCGAACAGGACAACUCCCCCAACCACUCUGCCACAGUCGCCCUGAAAGCUCACAUCAYGCCCUGGCUGUGGACGUUCAGUUUAAGUAAACACAUUUUUUGAAUCUUUCUAGUAAUUAUUUGGUUAUUCCUCAAAUAUUUGACACAGAAAUGACUUCCCGUCCCUCGACGUGGCUKCAUUCAGGAUUCUGAAGGUCCGAAGUGGAAUAAAGACGGGCUGAAUUGUUUUGUGAAACUGCUUAAAACAUAAAACCUGUAUUUAUUCCGAAUUUUUCAGAUUCGUCCAACCAUCAGUUAGAAAUGGCUSUGAGUCGUUUCGUACCUCUGCUAAAUUAUACUUUUGUAGCCACUGGUCGCCCAAACAUCAGUGAUUGAAUCUCCUGUUUUUAACGCAGAUUUAUUUAUUAGAGCUAUUUUUACAAAGACGAGCACAUUACAGUUAUAUAUUGAUGUAAAGCACAGCUUGAUCACAGGGCCUAUAAUUAUCUGUAAUGGCAUGUAGCAUGGGUGCACAAUGAUCCCUGCAGGGUAUGGCAGUGGGAGUGGGAAGAGUUGACCAGCAUCAGAUCUUCAGCUGAAACUCAGUUUGUUUCAGCAAACACCCGACCACACUCAGCGUUAUUUUCCUAACACAGCUGGCUGGUGGCUUCCAAACAGAAACCUUCACAGAACUAUGCUUUCAAACUGAUCUGAGUUCACAUUUUCUGUAUUUGAUGCAAAGGGAGGUUUUGAAGACGGUCUGGACUGAUCUGUAAGCUGCUGCUCCUCAUCAUGGGUUUGUAAGAGCUUCACUGAAGCUCYUCCAAAGCUGAGAUAUACAGUACUGGAUCUAAUGAAGAUACGACGGUGCUUCCCACAGGAAGCAUUAGYCAGUCAGAGAUACUGAAACAGUCACCAACACAGGUCUGUGUGSUCACAUUUCAUGGACUUUGUACAGGUACUGGCUCAGAUCUAUGCUGCGUUCAGGUGCAGUGGGACAGUUGAAGUGAAUUUGGUUUAAAUUAAGAGGUAAAAUGAUUCACAUCAGUUGCACUGAUUUGUUUGACGUUGACACCGUCUUUAUAAAGAUACAAACUUUUUUUAAACUAACAUCAAAUCAGAUUAAAAGUUUCUGUUUUAGGUCAGUUCUGUUUUUUUUUAAAUGUUUGAGUGGAGACAGCCGCCAACCAGCUUCAGCAGCAGCUUUAUGAGAACUGCAGCUUUGGUUUUCAGGUUGGUUUGCCCUGAGACAUGUUCUUCUGAGAACAGAACUGUCUCUUUCCUGAGCCGUACGAUGGCAGGAAGUUCUCGUGGUGUUUAUUUAUGUACCUAUAUUUAAUCAGAUGAACCUUCAGACAUCUGGAAAUUAUACCAAAGGAUGAUUCAGAGCAGUUUCUCCUUCUGAGAUCUUCAAUGAUUUUUUUUUUUUGCUUUGUUUAUGUCUCACAAAGAAGUUUGUGAGACACAAACAACCACCAAAAUAAAUUGUUUUAAAACAGCUCAAAUUCAAAACGUGCCAUCAUCUUUUUCCACAUGAGGCUUUUUAAUCAAACUUCAGAAGUGAACCUAAAUAUAACCCAGCUGUAAAGGUUCGGAAAGAGUUUGAUGAGCAGCUGAGGAAACUUUAGGACCAGCUGUUAGCUUGUUAAACCCUUUUCUCCAAGCUAGAGCUGGUCAAAGAGCUAGCUCCAACAGAUGCUACUUGUUCAUUAAUUUUACACAGUUCUGUGUCAAAAUGGCUGAAAUGUCUCUUUAAAAGGAGCAUUUUUCUUGGAUUGUUUUACAACUACUACACUAUGUUUUGGACUGUGAGAGGUAAUGGUGUAGAAAACCCACAGAAACAUGAGAAGAACAUGUAAACUCUUCCCAGGUCAAGACCAGGGAUCAAACCUGGGACCUUCUUCUUGUGAGGCUGACCACUGAUCCARCGAGCUGCCGAGCUCCUCACUUAAAACUGAAUGCUGGUUCUUCACAACGUCGGAAAAGUUGAUUCCUUUAAGCUCCAAAUGUGCCGAGGUUAGAAGAGGAUGUGCUGAACUGUCGGAUCACCUGCAAUUUCUAAGGAGAAGCAGAACUCGGUGUUUGCGCUGCUGAUUGUACAGUUUUAAAUAGGACAGUGCWCUAGUUUGUUGUACAAAGCCUCAUGUUCUUGAAGAGUCGCUCAUUCUUUAUUUUAUUCUUUAAUUUUUAUUUUGAUAAUGUGAGGAUUUUACUCAGAAGAAGGGAUGAGAUCUGAAAGUAUUUUUAUUGUAUUAUUGUCUCAAACUGUGUUUAUUGAUCAGAGUAUUUAAGUGACAGGGAUGUAUUUUUCUUUAUUACAAAGCAGACUUUAUAUAAGAGGAAACAGACAGGGAGCMUCUCACAUUCUGUUUUUCAGGACUGGGAUGGAUUAACAGCUCUGUUUGAUUGUGUUUUAUUUUGAGGUGAAUCCCACAGGGUCUGUGGGUCUGAUGGUUCCUGCUGUCACUCUUCAGAUUUUAGACACCAGCAGGUGAACUUUGCACAUCCUGUGGACUUUAUCCUUGUUUUUAAAUUCCUUUUUUUUUCAGUUAAUUGUCAUUUUAUUGUGAAUCCAUUAAACUAGAGCUAAUCAAGGCAA